Sphenostylis stenocarpa is the source of this 2319-nucleotide messenger RNA. The record is from the annotation of a GenBank genome assembly. NCBI's taxonomy places the organism in Eukaryota, Viridiplantae, Streptophyta, Magnoliopsida, Fabales, Fabaceae.
AUGUUUUUGCCUUUUGUCUCUGUCCUUUAUAUAUUUUUGGUUUCAGUCUGGGUUCAUGCACCUGUUCUUUCCCUGUUUUGUAUUCAGGGCUGGCAAACAGUUUUUUUGAAUGUCAUAUGUGUAAAAUUCGUAGCAAUGACUGUUUAUGAAGAACUGAAGGAAGCUAAAGAUGAAAUCGAGAAACUCAAGCUCAAGACAAAUUUACUUCAGGACAUGAAGAAAGCCUAUGCUGCGCAAGCCCAUGAGAUACUUGAAGCUAUUUUCAAAGUUGAGAAUCUGAAUCAAGAGCUGCUUCAAAAGGCAGAUGAAAUCAAUGGUGCUAAGCAGAUAAAUGAAGAUUUAACCGGGAGUUUAAAUAAUAAAGAGUCCACCCAGCAUCUCAGUGCUGCAAAUGGUAAACUUGGAGCAGAAUGUGAUGACAAGUUUAGAAAGUGGAAAGAUGAAAAAAGAAGGUUGGUAUUGCCGGAAAAAAAGAAAAUGGAGAACCAAGAACAACUGAUGCAUGUGUACAGAAAAGAGAUUGAAAGCCCGAAUGGUUGCAUUUCAGUUUCAACCAACAAGAGUUUGAAAAUAGAAAACAAUUUAGAGACAUCAAGAGAACUAGGAGAAACAAAUGACAUAUCCCAGAAGUUAGAGGAGGAAAACAUGAAGGUGGAAGAACAAUUAAAAUGGAAAAAGGAACAGUUUAAGCACCAGGAAGAGGAGUACAAAAAACUUGAAGCAAGUCAGGAGGAUUGGGAGUUGGAAAAAUCUACAUUGCUUAAUGAGAUUUCCUCACUGCAGUUCUUGUUAGACUACCAUAUAAAAAAAUCAAAUGAUCUGCAUCACGAGUUACAGAUGUGCAACCAAGCUCUUGCUCACGAGGAAAGCCAGAGAAAGCGUCUGGAGGAUGAAAUCUCAAAUUUGAAUAAAGAGAAAGAAGAGAAGUGUUUUCAGCUGAUGAAGCAGUUGGAGUUGAAAGAUGCUGAUUUGAUCAUUGCCCAGCAACAUAGCAAUGAAGCAGCAAGUUUGAUGCUAGAAGAAUCAACUAAAUGUCAACUCCUCAAAGAAAAAAUUUUGGAUAUGGAAGUUGGUUUCAAAGAACAACUCACGGAAGCUUAUGAUGCUUUAGACAGGACAAAUAUUGAAUUGGAUGAGAGAAUAUGUGAAAGAAGUGAAAUGGAGUUUGAAUUGAGAAUAUGGAAGUCACUUGUUGAACGUUUGAAGAAUGUUCUUGAAGAAAAUCUUGUUAUGCGCAAAGAACUGCAAAAUUCACUCCUUGCACAAGUAGAUUUUAGUGAGAGCCUCAAGCAAGAAAAAGAUAGCUUGGUUCGCGAGUUGGAAGAGAAAGAGAACAAAAUAUAUUCUCUGCGACAACAUGCUUCCCAAUUUGAACAAGAACAAAAUGUAAUGAAAACAGAAUCUUUUGUUCCAGCUAGUGGGGUAACAUCUGAAUACUCUGAUACUAUGGAAGUAAGAUAUCUCCAAAUCAUAGAGGAGAAGAACAAGAUUUUGGAAGAGUUCCAAAAGGAGGUUCUUCGGCUUGAACAUGAAUCAUUUAGAAGACAAUUUGAAAGUGCGGUUAUUUCACAAAGAAAUAUGGAAAGAACCAAUGAACUUGAGAAAGAGAAACCUAUCCACAUUACUGAGGACAAGAAUACGAGCACAGAUGAAAUCAUGCAGCAGGUGACUUCACUGGAGCAGAACUUCACCGGCUUCUUGACCUCCAUUUCUUCACAGCUUGUUGAGAAACUGGCUGAAAUUCUUCAUGUCAAAGAAGCUUGCAAUCAGAUCACAGCAGCGGAGGUUCUAGCUGCUAUUGAAAUUGAAGAGAAGAAGUUGAUGAUAGAGGAACUUGAGGAUGAUAUAUAUGAUAUGGAACAGAAACUGAAAUUGCAAGAGGUAAAUUGGAAGCAAUCAGAACAACUUGCAUUGGAUGUUGAAGAAGAAAUUGAUGCAAAGCAAUUCAAAUUGAUGGAGUUGAUCGAUCAAAUGGAGAACAAGCUACGAGGCUCAGAUGUUUUUCUUCAAAAAGUCAAGAUAGAUAAUAGAAAUUUGCUUGAAACUGCUACAAGAUUGUCAUCGGAAAGGGAAUAUUUGUUGGGUUUUGUUCUAGGAUUGGGUGAUAAAAUGUUUGAGUGCACUACUGCAGACACUCAACUAAUGGAUAAAUUGAGAAGCAUAGUGCAAUCUUUUGAGAAUGAUAGUCUAGGAAUGAAUAAUAAAAAGGACGAUGAAUUGCAUGUGAAAAAGAAUAUGAUAGUGAAUUCUCCCACAGGGAAAAAGAAACUUGAUACCUUUUCUGAUAUAAGAUCACCAUUUAAGGUGCUCAACAGUUAG